Molecule: messenger RNA, 1908 nt
Organism: Polychytrium aggregatum
Lineage: Eukaryota; Fungi; Chytridiomycota; Chytridiomycetes; Polychytriales
Exons: 9
Coding region: 1-1908 (635 amino acids)
Biological process (GO): termination of RNA polymerase II transcription
Cellular component (GO): cytoplasm; mRNA cleavage factor complex
Molecular function (GO): RNA polymerase II complex binding; mRNA binding
Source: RefSeq, a predicted model, not a curated record
AUGAACGACACAAUCGAACAAAUCCGCCAAGAGUACCGAGCCUCGCUCGCCGACCUGACCAUCAACUCCCGGCCCAUCAUCACCCAUCUGACCAUCAUUGCUCGCGAAAAUGCCCAUGCUGCGCCUGGCAUCGUCCAAGCGAUCGAGGCUCAAAUCCAGAAUGCUCGACCAAGGUUCAAGCUGCCGGCGCUGUACCUGAUGGACUCAAUCUGCAAGAACCAUCCUGAGCGCUAUGCCGAGCUGUUCUCCCACAAUCUCGCUCGGUCAUUCAUCUCAUCCUACGAGGUCAUGGAUCUUGCCGACCGCGAGAAGAUGCGUCGGCUCUUCAGCACCUGGCGCCAGCCUGCAAAGCCCAUCUUCCCCCUCAACGUGCUUGCCCAGAUCGACAACUACCUGCGGCACAGCAGCUCAAACGGCAUGCCGCGCGGCCCUCAGCCGCCCCAAGAUCCCCGCAUGGUACGUGACUCAGCCGGUACCAGAUUCCAGCCGCAAGGCAUCCACGUCAAUCCGCACUACAUGCCCGGACGACACGACAACGCCCCUCCCUCCCGUCACCGCGAUGCACGCCCGGCUCCGUACCCGAACCCUGGAUUCGACGCUAGACCCAACCCGAAUCCCCGCGGUGCCCCGCCAAUGCCCAUGCCCAUGCCCGUGCCCGUGCCCUCGCCCCAGAACGGCCCCGUUGAUCCCAUGCAAAUGGCAUGGUUGCCGGGCCAAGGAGCCCUGCUCCAGGAUAUCAGUCGACUGCUGGAGACCAAGCAGCAGUAUGCCCUCAUGAAUCCCAUGGAUUCACUGAAUAAUACACAGAUUCAGCUUCUGACCGAGCUUCUGCGAUACGUCGAGUCUGCGCCGCUUUCGCCAAUGGCAGUCGCAGACAUUGCCGAGAGGCUGCGGCAACUCAACCUGAUGGAUGUACGGCCAGGCGCAAGCACCAUGGUCCCGGCGCCCGACUCGAUGCCUGUGCCGAUUCCUGGCCCUGGCCCCGUUCCUGUUCCAGCCCCUGCGCCAAUGCCCAUACCCAUGCCCGUCCCUGCCCCCGUUCCUGUCGCCAUUCCCGCUCCAACUCCAUCAUGGGCGCCCAACUCGGCUAGAAAUCGACCUGUUCUCACGUCCGACCAGCUACCGAAACUAGAUCUGAGAAGCGAAGUAAUCGCCCAACGCAUCCCAGGUGCCGCGGACAUCAUUUACGAUGCACUGGAGCUUCAAUGCAAGCAGUGUGGACUUCGAUACCCACGCAAUCCGGCCUCGAAAGAGAAAAUGGAUCUCCACCUCGACUGGCAUUUCAGACAAAACCGCCGUGCCAAAGAAAAGGGCAAGAAGUCUGUCUCGCGGGACUGGUACCUCGGUGAACAGGACUGGCUGGACGAGCGAGAUGUACCCAUCAAAACCAAUGUCCAGUCCUUCUUCUUCCCGACGGAGAAGCAGGAAGACGUCAAACCCGAAGAGAUCGUCAACAUCCCUGCGCUCGGCGACGACGAGUUCUGCACUGUGUGCAAAGAGAAGCUCGAAAAAGUCUGGGACGACGAGCAGGAACUGUGGAUGCUCAAGGAUGCCAUGCGCAAGGACGACAAGGUCUACCAUCCCUCGUGUUUCCAUGAGGCAGCUUCGUCAUCAGGGUCCCGAACACCCCCUCCGGAACCCAUAGCGACAGGAGCCUCAAGCACCACCGCCAAUGCGGCCGACAUCGGUCCCGCCAAGAAGCGCAAGCUCGAGGACGAGGCAGAUCCGUCAUCUCGCAAAUCGCCGAUGCUGGGCCAAGCGCCUGGUGGCGCAGCGUCCUUUUCGGGGGCCGAAAGCACGCCCCUGGUGCCAAAUCUGGCGGGCCUGUCAUCGCUGCUUGCUGGCCUGGAGCCCUCAAGCGCGCCAGCAUCGACAGCUGUGAUGACCAGCAUCACAACGGACCAAUGA